AUGACUCGGACUAUUCUCCGCCUGCUCGCCUCCUUGGCCCUCUCAACAGCGCUCUACGCUACCCCUUCCACAUCUCGUCUAUUGCCACCCAGCAAAGACCCCUUCUACGCCGUACCAGAUGAUGUCGAAAACUUCGCUUCUGGAACCAUCUUCAACCAUCGGCAGCCACCAGAUUUAAUUGCCGGCUUUGGUGUGCAGCCCGCCAACCUUGAAUCCAGUCACCAGAUUCUCUAUCGAACCACCGACGAUGAAGGCAAUGCUACUGCAACUGUUGUUACUGUUCUGAUUCCUGACAAGGCCGACUUCAACAAGGUCGUGUCUUAUCAGGUUGCCGAAAAUAGUGCCUCGGUUGACUGUGCCCCUUCAUAUGGUUUUCUGUUGUCGACGUCUGUAGACCCGCUCAUAGGCUCUAAAACCAUGCAGACCCAGCUACUUCUUCUUGAAGGCGCCCUUGCAGAGGGGUGGGUAGUCAUUGUGCCAGAUCACCAAGGCCCAAAUGGCGCCUACUUUACCAACAGGCUGGCAGGUCGUUCAGUUCUUGACGGAAUUCGGGCCACGCUCCAGUCAACUGCUUUCACUGGCAUUAGUAAAAGCGCCAGAGUUACAAUAUGGGGCUACUCUGCUGGGGCUUCCGUCACCCAAUGGGCCGCUGAGUUGCAACCAACCUACGCGCCCGAGCUAAAGAUAUUUGGAGCAGCAAUUGGUGGCGGUUGCAACAGCCUCGCCGUUCCAAUCUCCAGGGUCAACAACGGACGUGUCUCAGGCUUCAUACCUAUUGUGCUGGUAGGCUUAAGCGCCCAGUACACAGAGCUCAGAGAAUUGAUCAACAAGGAACUCAAGCCUGAGUUUAAAGGCGAGUUUUACAAGCCCCUACAUCAGUGCCUGAACGCCAAUCUAGCGUCUUUUGAAGACAAAGAUAUCACUACCUUUUUUGUCAAUUGGCCUCGCUUUAUCCAAAACCCCGUUCUCCUCAAGCUUCUCGGUACUUUGAACGACGGAAAAUCACUAUCUCAAAUCCCAUUGUUCUGGCACACAGCUACUCAUGACGAGGCACUCCCAAUCCAAGAUAUGGACGCCGCGGUAGCCGAGUACUGUGCUAGGGGUGGGACAGUCCGUUAUCGGAGGGAUACUGCGCCCAACCUUCGCCACACCAACUACGGGGUUGUCAGCACGCCCAUAGCAAUUGCUUGGCUGAAGGAGGUUUUGAACGGCAAGGCUCCGAAGCCUGGAUGUUCCACAGAAAUAGGCACUACAUCCGAGUUGGACGAAGAUUUUCUGAAGUUGUUCCCUAAGGAUAUCGCUGAUAUCCUAACUACAUCGGCUGGGAAGGUGGGCGGGGGUAUCUAA
This is a messenger RNA of Ilyonectria robusta, 1347 nucleotides long. Its product is annotated as putative secretory lipase. NCBI's taxonomy places the organism in Eukaryota, Fungi, Ascomycota, Sordariomycetes, Hypocreales, Nectriaceae. Gene Ontology annotation, molecular function: triacylglycerol lipase activity. The transcript has a single exon. The record is from RefSeq and is a predicted model, not a curated record. Gene Ontology annotation, biological process: lipid catabolic process. Bases 1 to 1347 code for a protein of 448 amino acids.